Molecule: messenger RNA, 1027 nt
Organism: Erythranthe guttata (spotted monkey flower)
Lineage: Eukaryota; Viridiplantae; Streptophyta; Magnoliopsida; Lamiales; Phrymaceae
Product: germin-like protein subfamily 1 member 13
Molecular function (GO): manganese ion binding
Source: RefSeq, a predicted model, not a curated record
CAACAUAUACUUAGCAAGGUUGGAGACUUUUCAACUCUUAGUAAAAUAAUUGUAAUUGUAAAAGAAGGGAGAUGACUAUUUCACAUCAUUUCUCUCUAUAAAUAGGCACAUUUUCUAUGCAAACUCAUAAACAUUACACAACAAUAUAUACAUAUAUAUAAGCAAUAUAGUUAGGUCAUUGAAUAUUAUCCAAUAUUAUUAGCUAAAAUGAAGAUGGGUGCUGUCUCCCUCAUAACAAUAUUUAUUGUUUCAUGUUUGGCUACAUUAGCAUAUGCAUCAGAUCCCAGCCCUCUCCAAGAUUUUUGUGUUGCCGUUAAAGAUGCCGAUGCAGCUGUUUUUGUGAAUGGGAAGGUCUGCAAGAACCCUAACAUGGUUGUGGCCGAAGAUUUCUUUCUUUCGGGAUUAAACAAGCCUGGAAAUACAUCAAAUCCAGUUGGAUCACGAGUCACUCCUGCUAACGUUAACCAAAUUCCAGGGCUCAACACUUUGGGCAUUUCUGCUGUUCGUAUAGACUAUGCACCAAAUGGUUUGAACCCGCCCCACACUCACCCACGUGCCACCGAGAUUCUAGUUGUGUUAGAAGGCACUCUUUAUGUUGGAUUUGUCACUUCAAAUCCAGCUGACCCUACCUUGAAAAACAAGCUCUUCACAAAGUAUUUGUACCCUGGGGAUGUUUUCGUCUUUCCAGAGGGUUUAAUACAUUUCCAAUUCAACGUGGGAAAGACCAAUGCUGUCGCUUUUGCUGCUUUAAGCAGCCAAAAUCCAGGUGUCAUUACUAUUGCAAACGCGGUGUUUGGUUCGGAUCCAACAAUUAAUACAGCUGUUCUGACAAAGGCAUUCCAGGUCGAAAAGAACGUGAUCGACUAUCUUCAAGCACAGUUCUGGUGGAAUAUCGAUUAAAUACAGAGUUGAUCAUUAUAAAAAUAUUGUUAAUUAAGCUAAUAAGUUAUAUUGUCUUAAAUAAAACAAUAGUGUUUAAUUAUGUAAUCUGUGUGUACUUCGUUUGUUGAAUAAAUGAUAUUGAGAU